CCCAGAAGCUUCACCUCAAUUAUCUUCAACAAUAUCAGCUACAAAUCUAGAACUGAGGGCAAAUUGAUUAAACCGAGCCGGUUGAGAUCCAGGGUUCGAAAUAAAACUUGCGUUUGUUUAUUCUUUUGUACCAUGUCAAGAUCUGGGUCCUAACUAGGUACCCAACCACCGGCGCCUCAGCUUAGCCACUCAGUUAAGCAUAUUUACUACUCAUAUUCACAUCCAAAUUUACACACUUACACCACACUACACUACGCGCAGACAUACAUAAUGCCUAAGAUGCCAAAGCUCUACUCGCCCUACGGCCCGCGGCCGAAGCGCUCGGCCCAGCUCAUCGCCAUCUGGAUGGUGAUCCUGGUGUUUGCGCUGAUCGUGACGUUCUAUCUUACGAGCAGGGAGCGCGGGGCGACGACUUCGUCGUAUGCGGGUAUGAGGCUGGCGGAUGAGGUGGGUAAGGAGAAGGAUGGGGUUAGGGGACGGAGGUGGGCGAAGGUGGUGCCGUGAUUGUGAUUGGGAUACGGGCUGGGCGUGUUGGUGGGAGGUGUUAAAUUUAUGGUGAAUUUUUUUCUUUCUAUUGUGUAAGUUGAAUUGUUUAUAGAGGGAAUUUGGGUUUAGGAUAUGCUUCGGUGGGAGAGCUGAGUAUAAAAGAUUUUUGGGGAGCUACGCUCGGUGGCAGAAGAACCUAACAGCUUUGCGUUUGCUUGGAUAUUUUCGCGAUGAAAUGAAUGGGAAGAAAACGAAGGCAGGGGAUAAAGGAAUUGAUAAUGUUGAGGCAGUUGAAGAAACUGGCUAGUUACUCUAUAAUCAGAAAGAUUGCGAAAGUAUUAGGAUAGAUGUUGUCGCAUUUAAAGCCAUAGGCGUAACUUCAAUAAUUAUCCA
Messenger RNA from Daldinia loculata, 879 nucleotides. RefSeq lists its product as uncharacterized. The transcript has a single exon. Bases 271 to 504 code for a protein of 77 amino acids. The record is from RefSeq and is a predicted model, not a curated record. Lineage: Eukaryota; Fungi; Ascomycota; Sordariomycetes; Xylariales; Hypoxylaceae.